This is a messenger RNA of Taeniopygia guttata (zebra finch), 1885 nucleotides long. RefSeq names its product neuropeptides B and W receptor 1 (gene NPBWR1). Gene Ontology annotation, biological process: neuropeptide signaling pathway. NCBI's taxonomy places the organism in Eukaryota, Metazoa, Chordata, Aves, Passeriformes, Estrildidae. The record is from RefSeq and is a predicted model, not a curated record. Gene Ontology annotation, molecular function: neuropeptide receptor activity; neuropeptide binding. Gene Ontology annotation, cellular component: neuron projection; plasma membrane.
CGCUUUCGCGGAGCACACCGAGGGCACCGAGGGCACCGGCUCCCCCCGAGAGCAGGACCCUCGCAGUCCGAGCGCUCCCGACCCAGAGGCGCUGCGAGGAAGGCGAGCGGGCAGCAGCUCCGGGCUCCCAGGGCAGCGCUGCCACCCUGGGAUGGCUGGUCACUGGGGCAGCCCGGGGCUGAGCGCUGUGCCCGCCCGGCGCUCCCACCGUGUGGCAGGAGGGAAGGGGCAGCCCCUGGGACACCUGGCUACUGGCUAAGCCCUUGGUAACCUUCCUGUGUUCCCAUCAGGGUGCCUGUGGGAAGCAUAUUUGAGAUUUCAGCGGUUGGACAUGCCAGAGGAGAAAGCCUUGCAAAGAGCAGAGGUCUCAUCUAUUUUCCCCCACUUCCAGGUCAUCCUCACCACCACUGAGCUUAGCCAUCCUCUCCUGUAGCCAUGGAGAACUCCUCCCUCUCUGAAAUCAAUUCAUCAUGUGCAGACUGCUCUGGAAGAGGACAUGGGAGUCUGAGUAUGUCCACUACUCCAGUAAGCCCCAGGUACUACAUCACAAUGCCUGUCAUCUACUCAGUCAUCUGUGUCAUGGCACUGACAGGCAACACUGCUGUCAUCUAUGUAAUCCUCAAAGCACCAAAGAUGGUAACCAACAUCUUCAUCCUCAACCUGGCCAUAGCUGCUGAGCUCUUUACCUUGAUGCUGCCCAUCAACAUUGCUGACUACCUGCUCCUGCAGUGGCCCUUCGGUAAGAUGGGCAUCUCCAUAGACCAAUACAACAUUUUCUCCAGCGUCUACUUCCUCACUGUCAUGAGCAUUGACUGCUACCUCACUGUGGCAGCCAUCACCAAGUCCAGGAAGGUGUCCUACUGCACCUACCGAGCAGCCAAGAUUGUGAACCACUGUGUCUGGUCCUUUGUCACUGUCAUCAUCCUGACCUUUGCUGUCUUUGCUAAGAUACACAAGGAGCAGGGGUGCUCCCACUGCAUCUUUGUAUUUCCCCACCCUGAGAGUUUGUGGUGGAAAGGCAGUCAGAUCUACACCCUUAUUUUAGGCUUUGUCAUCUCAAUGUCCAUCAUCUGCGCCCUGUACACCACCAUGCUGCGCAGACUGAGACAUGUGCAGCUCCACUGCAAUGCAAAAGCUCUGGACAAAGCAAAAAUAAAGGUGUCACUGAUGGUGGUUGCUACCCUGGGUGUGUGCCUUUUCUGCUGGAUGCCCUUUCACCUUAGCAUGGUGGCGGCCAUCAUCAUGGACAUCCCACAAACUCCACUUGUCAUUGGGAUUUCCUAUUUCAUCACCAGCCUAAGCUAUGCCAACAGCUGCUUCAACCCUCUCCUGUACACCUUUCUGGAUGAAAGUUUCCGGAGGAGCUUUUGCAGACUGCUAGAUCGCAGAACCACCUCAUAAAGCUAACUCAGUCCUCUGUCCUGCGUCCCUCUCAUAGUCACCUGCUUUUCCUGGGUGAUUCCAACCCAGAGAGUACCUCUCUCCAGUCUCCUUGUGAUGGCUCCACAGGGUUUCAGGUUGUCUCACUACCCAAGACAUGAACUGGGGCAAGGUGGAUCUCACCUAUCCUGCACUCAUUUCCUUGGGGCUGCUUUUCCUUGCCCUGUUUUUUUGUUAGUUUAUUUGUUGUUGUUGUUUUUUAAUUCCUUCUCUCUAAUUCUCUUUCUGACUUGGGUUUGGAGCUCACAGAGCUGCCAGGGGUCCCUUUUCCCUUUUCAAAAGCAUUGCUUUGUGAACUCAAGCCACACGACUGUCUCAGUCAUCAGUGAUUUGUAAAGUCCAAUAAAAGUGUGUUACCAAGUGUCUUGCUUAAUAAUACCACAGCCUCUUUCCUACCUACUGGACCUGCUUACCAAAGUCCUGUGAACUUACUAACAACUCCAAA